Molecule: messenger RNA, 3397 nt
Organism: Gadus morhua (Atlantic cod)
Lineage: Eukaryota; Metazoa; Chordata; Actinopteri; Gadiformes; Gadidae
Gene: rab42b
Product: RAB42, member RAS oncogene family
Exons: 2
Coding region: 713-1396 (227 amino acids)
Molecular function (GO): GTPase activity; GTP binding
Source: RefSeq, a predicted model, not a curated record
CAACAGGCAAGGGAGAAAACUUUACACACCCGCACCCCUUUAUUGCAGUGCACUCCUCCCAGUACCGUGCAUGCAUGACUGGAGCAGCAGUUACCAUAUCCACAGUCCAGGGAGAGGACUGACACUCAACACCUUUUGGUGGGACAUUUUAAAACUCUUUCCAAGGCUUGGUUGCUACUCAGAGCUGGGAUAUACACUGGAAUCGUCCCAGGCGGACAGAGAUAGAGAGGGGAUUGGUCCUCCGGACACCCGGGCCGGGGCGUGCUGUUGAUCUUUGAGGGAAACGGAGAGGGGAGAGUCUAAUCUGUCCCGCUGGAGAUUUAUGACCACGCCGCCAGCCCUCAUCUCUGCCUCUUCCUCAUCUGUGUGCGGAUAGGGAACCAGCCUGUGGGAACCUGUUCCUAGGCUCCUGCUCCUCCCACCCACCCACCCACCGCCAGCAACUUCCUCACCCAUUCCCUCCUCCCCCAUAAGGGAGAGAAACUGGGUCUGGAUUUCCCAAUCCUGAAGGCAAGCAUCGCUGUUGUUGAUGUUGAUCUCCUCCACCGUUCCCGCCUGCCUGUUCUCCCUUGGUUUGCUCUCCACAUUGAAGAACAUUCUUUUGGUUUUGUCGACCAUUUAGAUAUUUGGUUGACGAGCCAGCCUCUCCAUAGAUACUUGAUAUUAUCGUCCAUGUGUUGAACCCCUCCUGCCGCCGCACAGGCCGUCAGACAUGGACCUGUCCCUGUGGCAGUACCAGUUCAGGAUCAUCAUGCUGGGGGACUCCACGGUGGGGAAGUCCUCGCUGCUCAAGCGCUACACGGAGGACGCCUUCCUGGAGAACAUCAACCAGACGGUGGGGGUGGACUUCUACGUCCACUUCCUGGAAGUGGAGCCCGGCGUCCGCAUCAAACUGCAGUUCUGGGACACGGCGGGCCAGGAGCGCUUCAGGUCUGUGACGCGUUCCUACUACCGCAACUCUGUCGGCGGCCUGCUGGUGUUCGACGUGACCAACCGCGCUUCCUUCGACCACGUGAAGGACUGGCACGACGAGGUGUGCGAGCGCGUCGUGCCGCAUCGGGUCAUGUUCACCCUUCUGGGCCACAAGAGCGACUGCGAUGCGGACGACCACAGCGAGAGGGUGAUCAGCCGGGAGGAGGCGGAGAAGUUAGCGAGCCGCAUGGGGAUGCCCUAUGUGGAGGCGUCGGCCAAGACGGGCAACAACGUCCAAGAGGCGUUCGAUGUGCUGAGCCGGCGGAUCUACGACGGCCUGCUCAGCGGAGAGGUGGAGCUCCGCGAGGGAUGGGACGGCGUGAAGUGCACGACGCCCCAGGGGUUGAACGCGCAGAGGGAGGGAGCCGCCGGGCAGCCGCAGACUGCCGACGGAACCAAGCGCAAGAAGAAGUGCUGCGGAUGAAGCCGGAUGGGGUCAAAGACUUGUGUAAUUAUCCUUCUUUGCUGAUUGGUUGGAACCGCAUGAGUCAAUCGCAGUGACUGCCAACAAGCCUGAGCUUGUCGCUAAAUAGACUGAAGAAUUACCGUCCUUUUCCUAAAAGUGUUAUUUGUUGACAACAUGACAGCAUUGCCACACACUGAUGUGUAGCCUACAUCUCGUUUUUAUUUAUGAAAUAAAAACGAUUUAAGUAAAGCUACCGUACAAAGAAAACCAAUUUACUAAUUUAAUCGAUCAUGCCCCUACAGGAACUAUGAUAAAUGCAUCGUCUAUCAAUCAGGAUUCAUAUGGCCCAGACAUAACUGGAUAAUUAUAUCGAUAUAUAAAUGAAUAACUGGCAACUAGAUAACUAAGUAUACUACUAGAUUCAAACACAGUGCCAAACACAUACACAAAAAAAACUAUUUUUAAUGACGUAUUAUUUUGACAAUUAAAAAGAAAACUAAAAACAUUAUUUGGGUUGGGACAAGAGCGGAGAUUAGCCAAAACAACAAUUAUGUAACGAAUAAUCCGGUACUUGUAAAAUACUUUCAACAGCAAGAUUUUUUUUUUUCCACUAAAGGAAACCGAUUCUUCUUACACUUACUAACAAUAUCAAAACACAACAUGAAAGCAAAAGUAGUCUUAAUAAAAAAAAAAAACACACCAUCCCAUACAUGUGUACUCAAUGUAAAAAAUAAUUUGCCAAACAAAGAAGAAUGGGAUUGUGAAAGUACUGGCAAAACAACUAAACAUUAAGAGAAAAACCAAUGGGUGAAGAAGAAACAUAUUUACCCCAUACCCUCCCAUCGUAAUACCCGUUACCCUAGCUAUCCAAUAUUAUCACAUACAUAUUUUGUAUGUAACCCACUGUGUCCAAUCAUCUCCUAGUAUGUUACACUGGGUGACCAAUCAUCUUAUAGUAUGCAACACUGGCUGUUCAAACCUCGUCGUUCACAACCCAUACCUUAUUUUAUUGUACCUCCCCCUAUCAUCGAAUCAUCCGUGGUGGACAAGCCAUGUUGAAAACAAGGAAAACAUUAGAAAGAUCCCGGUGGAUGGGUACGGAGUACAGUGGAGCCGUCAUUUUUACUUUUUGGUUGUCUUGCGGAUCAGUGCCAUCCUCUGAAAUGAGAGAAAAUCACAGUAUAAAUUGUUAUUUGAACACAAGUUGGCCGUUUCUUUCCCCAAACAUCUUUUUAGAUCCCGUUCCAUUAAGCAGGAUAUCUUUAAAAAUACCAAAAUUAUUAUUAUAUUCAUAUAAAAUAAUAUACAAUUAUAUAUUGUCAUCAGUCAGUAACCUGUGACAGUCCCCCAACCCCCCAAUUAUCCAUUAAAUUAAUUAUUAAUGUAAUUAUUAUUUUAUAUGGUUCUAUUGAAAUUAUUUGACCCAUCACUGCUGGUUUUGAUUCACCAUUUUGUGAACAUGGUGAAAAAGGAAUAGAGCAAAUCAAAUCUGGUCACUGACUGAAACCCGAACCAGUAUGGUGAAAAGAAAUUGCCCAAUUUAACAUCAAAACACAUUUUGUACCACACUCUACCCUUAACGCGGCCGUCACACAGAGAUACCCAUUCACAUGCACUGACCUGUUUGUGUGCCUCUGUGGUGCAGGCCUUCUUGAAUGGCCGGAUCUCCUCUGAACCGUAGCCAGGGAUCCACAUGUUCCACUGGCGCUCUGGCAGGGAAACAACGAUCAUUAGUCAACCAACAAUCAACAACGCAGCUUCUCUCCCCAAAAGGACAAAUAAGGACGCAUUUGGCGGACGCUACCCAAAGCAUCCGCCAAAUGUCCCACGUAUCAUGUGUCACGCGGAUCACACUCAACGCUUGUAUCCAGUGUCUUCAAAUAAACACUGUGCAUUGCUAGCAUGGGUGGCUGCAGUGGGAAACAAACCCGUAACCCUGGCAAUGUGAAUGCCAUUCUCUACAAGUUGAGCUUGAUUGAACCAACCAAAAUGAAUGCUCAAUAAAAAAUUAAGUCUUGA